Molecule: messenger RNA, 1134 nt
Organism: Paramecium octaurelia
Lineage: Eukaryota; Ciliophora; Oligohymenophorea; Peniculida; Parameciidae
Source: the annotation of a GenBank genome assembly
AUGAGGAAAAGAAUACAUAGUUAUCAAUUACCUCGACUUAAUAAGAUAAAUCGAUCCAAUACCUUUGACCAACAUGAGACAAUCAAAAGAAACAAUAGUUGCUUCAUCCUUCAACUUAACAAAAGAUCAUAGUUGCUGAUGUCCUUUUUUAAGGAUCCAAAAAAUGAUCACCUCCCUUAACUUUUUAAUAUUCCCGUAACUAACUAUGAUUAAGUAGGAUGACAUAGAUUUAAAUGAGAUUCAGGCAAACAUUCAUUUAGAGUAUAUAGCAAUAAUUCUAUGCUAUCUGAUCAAACAUGAUUUAACUGUUUCCUUGCUGUAUGGUUACAAAUGUAAGUUUAUCAAAACCACUCUGAUGCAUCAUCAAAUGUGGAUGAAAUAUAUUAAGCUAAGAGAAGAGCCCUUAUAGAAACUCCUAUAACUUUAGUCCUCUCUAGAUUCAAUUACAUCGAUUAUCAUACAACAGUAUGCUUUUAUCUAUCAUUUUCCAGUCACAUCGAUGACUCCCAUCUGAGGAUUCACAUGCUAGAAUAUUUUAAAUUGAAGCUUCAUCAAAGCAACCUUGCUGUGUAUUCCAAAAUUAUUAUCAAUAAAAUUAUACCCCUUUUACAAACCCCUAAUUUACUUGGUAAUCAUAUACCCAUCAACCUGGAAGCCUAUACUCUUGUCUUAGAUAUGGAUGAGACCUUGAUUUAUUAUGAUGGCGACAAAGUAUAUUAGCGCCCAUUCUUAUAAACCUUCUUAAAGCAAAUGAGUCGGAUAUAUGAACUAAUUUUAUUCACUGCAGGAUUAGAAUCUUAUGCACAUAGAAUUUUGAAUAAACUUACUAUGAAACAAUACUUUUCUUAUUUUCUUUUUCGAUAACAUACCAAUAUUUAUAAAGACUUCUAUGGAAAAGACCUUAGAAAGCUAGGAAGACUUUUGUCGAAAACAAUUAUUAUUGACAAUACUCCUGAUUGUUUUAGUUUGCAACCAGAAAAUGGAAUCCAGAUUCAGACUUGGAAAGGGGAUUUAUCAGAUGCAGUUCUCUUAACCUUAAUUCCUAUCUUGAAAGCUAUAAGAUUUAGCAAUAAGGAUGUCAGAGUGAAAUUAAGAGAAUACAAGAAUUACCCAGGCUUAAUUUUCCCUAAAUGA